CAUCAUAAUGAUCAUUCCCUGGCAAGCUCUUUCGUUAGAACUUCUUGCAGAUAGUACGGAAGGUGUUUGUCUCGUUCGUAAAUGCUUUUGACGACGAUUGCGCCGAGGGAAAACUGACCGUGCCAAACCUCGCAGUAAAAGAAAUGAGUAAUGUGGGGGAGUGAGAACUUCCAUACACCCGCCACAACUGUUCUUUGUCACGAGCGGGAGCAUCAGCAGUCAAUUCUCCAGCGCAACUCCAUAAACGCAACCACUCUCACUGCUACCAAUCACCUCCCCGCCAACAAUCAGACUCAAUUAUCGUUGAGAUGGCUCGCUCCGAAGAAGCACAAGCUUUUUUCCACGCCGUCUACAGCGCCGUGCAAGAGAUUCCACACGGCAAAGUCACCAGCUACGGCCACAUUGCAAAGCUGGUUGGGACGCCGCAACGGCCCCGGCAGGUAGGAGUCUGCCUCAAACACCUCCCCAUUGACCCGUCAGCCCGGUUCAAUCAUGAGAAUGUACCCUGGCAGAGAGUGAUCAAUGCCAAGGGCGUUAUUUCUCCUCGAUCUCAGCCGGAAGGAUCACGCAGCCAAGCGACAGCAUUGGAGGCGGAAGGUGUCAUUGUUACAACGGGGGCAUUGGGAGAGCUCAUGGUUGACUUCGCAGAGUAUGGAUGGUUCCCCAGGAUACUGCCGUCAGAGGAAGGAGAGGAGCUAGAGUCCAUUGAUAGCGAGGAAGGCGAAAGCGACGAGGAAUAGCAAAAGAGACAUGAUCAUUGAAAGACUCAAAUCGCAUGAUCAUAGCAUAUGUGUCUAGGCAAUAUCAAGAAUCACGGGUUUACAAAGAGUGAAGGUUAUGAAAAGG
Neurospora crassa OR74A is the source of this 846-nucleotide messenger RNA. Its product is annotated as MGMT family protein. The transcript has 3 exons. Gene Ontology annotation, biological process: DNA repair. Lineage: Eukaryota; Fungi; Ascomycota; Sordariomycetes; Sordariales; Sordariaceae. Gene Ontology annotation, molecular function: catalytic activity. The record is from RefSeq and is a predicted model, not a curated record. The coding region runs from base 309 to 740 and encodes 143 amino acids.